This is a messenger RNA of Lampris incognitus (smalleye Pacific opah), 2676 nucleotides long. RefSeq names its product ribosome binding factor A (gene rbfa). Bases 270 to 1193 code for a protein of 307 amino acids. Gene Ontology annotation, biological process: rRNA processing. The transcript has 9 exons. NCBI's taxonomy places the organism in Eukaryota, Metazoa, Chordata, Actinopteri, Lampriformes, Lampridae. The record is from RefSeq and is a predicted model, not a curated record.
AUAAGGUUGUCCACUGUUGCACACGUAUGAAAGUGUCCGAGUGUCUUAUCUGAUAAAUCAGAUUAAGCCAGACGUACGAAAACGCCACACCUACCAAAUUCUACGCCCUUGGAGUGGGUUUGAUAAAAGAAAAUAAUCACAUACGUGGCCCUGUGAUGGUCUGGCUGCCUGUCCAGGGUGCUUCCUCGCCUGCCGCCUAGUGACUGCUGGGAUAGGCUCCAGCACCCCGCGACCCUGAGAGCAGGAUAAGCGGUUUGGAUAAUGGAUGGAUGGACGGAAUCAAGAUAUUCACUCGCAAAACAUUUGCCCUCAAGUUUGACAUGCUGCAGAAGGCUCUUGAUCUGACAGUCUCGUCUCUGUCACAAACCUGCGAAAGAAUUACAAAGGGAGUGGGCAGCACUAUGAGAGCACCUCGACAGCAGGACCAGCAGAGUAGACAUCGCUUCAGGAUCCUUAAUUCCCUGAUUUUUAAGGCUGUAUCUGACCUUCUGCAAUCCGCACAGGUCAGCAGGGACCUUCAAAGAUACAGCCCUGAGAUCUCUAAGGUUUCCCUCGUCCCAGACUUUUCAAGUUGUCAUGUUUUCUGGAAGAGCAGUGGAGAGUCAGAGAGAGAUCAGCUUGUUCAGAGAGCUUUGGAUAGAAACGGCCCUUCCAUCAGGUAUCUGAUCAUGUCUCAGCAGAUAAUGGGUGGAGUCCCUCCUCUCGUGUUUCUCAAAGACAAGCAGCUUGCUAUCAUGGAAGAGGUGGACAGAUUGCUACUGCUUGCUGACACUGGCCCUGAUCUUCCAGAAAUAUUUCCUGAUGACAGACAUAGCCCAUUGCCUGCAGUUGAUGGUGCAGCAGGUUCAAGUUCAGUGCACCCAUCAUUGUUUGGCGUUGACCAUGAAGUGUUGAACCGGCAGAUUAUUGAGUGGCGGUUGUCCACAGGGGAGCGACAUCAUAUGCCCCCCGAAUUUACACAGGAACAACUGGCUGUCCUUGAACAACACAGAAAGCAGCAGAUCAUCAGAAAGAGGAAAAAGAAGACUCUGUCCCUUGAUGAUGGUGUAACCCCAAAACAGUUAUUGCUGCCACAACAUAUAAACAUCACACCCCAGUUUCACAGUGAACGACAGGAGUCAGAGGAGGAUGGAGCCUUCAAACAAGAAGAGGCUCAGCUACUACAACUGAUGUCAGAAAAAGAAAUGGUUUAGUGACCGAAGGGAAUCUGCCUUUUCUCUUCAGUCGUGAUUUUGAUGUCAGUGUUGUCCUUGAUUAUCAUUUCAUUAGUAAUAUGCUUGUCCAUGCAAGAGAAGAUAUACUUUAAGUACCUGUUAGAGGCUGAUAACACUGGACUGCAGUUGGAGAUUGAGACUGAGUACUGAUCAAGGUUUUACUUUGGGACUGUGACAUCAAAAAAAUACUGUUUAUGGUCUUUUCAAACUUAGAAGAAUUUUGAUCAGUAGUUUUCUUUUCCCAUUCAUUUUUUUUACAGAAGCUCUGAAUGGCUAGGUGUCUUUUUUUAUUGUGUUACCAAUUUCUGACCUGACAGACAGACAGACAGACAGACAGACAGACAGACAGAUAGACAGAUAGAUAGAUAGAUAGAUAGAUAGAUAGAUAGAUAGAUAGAUAGAUAGAUAGAUAGAUAGAUAGAUAGAUAGAUAGAUAGAUAGAUAACUUUAUUAAUCCCAGAAGUGGAACUACAUUUGCCACCAGACAAGUAGACAAAGACGGUCGUCAUGCAGUAAAGAAAAACACAGUCAAAAGCAAUCAUAGACUGGUCAUGGCUUGUCAGGCUAAAGAUCUAACUGAUAUAAACAGCAACAAUACAAAAGACCAAGCGCAGUUAUAAUCCAGAGACCAGUUUGAUAUAUGUUUUCUAGAGGCCACUACAAGUUCUCAUUAAAGAAUUUGACUGGGUUCCGCGGUAGUGUAGAGGUCUAAGCAUCGCCUUUGUGUCGAUGCAGUUGCCCACUGGGGACCGGGGUUCGCGCAUCGGUCUCGUCAGAUCCGACUAUGGCCGGAAUCGGUGAAUUAGCAAUAAUUGGCAACGCUGUCUUCGGGAGGGGGGCGGAGUCGGCUUGUGUUCGUCACAUGAAUGUGUCUCUGUAUGUGUCGGAAAAAGCAGUGGUUCGGCCUGGAUUCGCCUUGUCACGGAAGUGGCGAGGUGUCUCCUUCAAGACUGCCGGCCGGAGAGAUGCAGUUGGCGAACGCAUGCAGUACGAGUGUUUGAACAAAAAUGGGGAUCGAUUGGCCACUAAAUUCGGAGAAAAAGGGGAAAAUCAGAAAAGAAAGAAAAUAAUUUGACUGCAGAUGGAACAAAGCAGCUCAUAAGUCUCACAGAGGUAGCGCCACUCAUCCCCAUCCGGAGUUACUAAACUGUUUGGACAAGUUACUGAGGAUACUAAAAAAUAGUUUAUAUUAUGUCUUAAUUUAAAAAACAUUGUUGAGACUAUAUUAAUGCACAAUUUUUGAUUUUGAUCAAACGGUUCUAUGCCCUUGCAUCAGCACUCCCAUGCUGUGAUAUGACUGUGAUAUGAUCUGAUAGUUGUUUUAACUGUUGAACAGCCAGCGUUCCAUAAGUACUAGAAUGACCAUAGCAUUAAUUUUUACCCUUUCUAUGUUCCUUGUAUUUAUAGACCAUAAUACGCAAUCAACUGAUAAAUAAAUGAAAAUAUCAGAAUAGGUCAUAAG